CAUUUUUUCAUUUUACGUCUCCGUCACUCUUUCUCCCUAUCCACUAAACGCAGAUCCCAAAAACAAAAGCACAUUAGUAAAAAACACAAAAGAAACGUCCCUUUGUUUCUACGCGAUUGCCUGUAAUUUUUACCCACCAAACGGUCCCUUAAAUACCUCUCUCUUUCUCUCACAUUCAAAGCUUCUUCUGCUUAACUCCACCCUUAACAUUACAUUCUCUCAGUGUCUCUGGCAGACCGGAAAAACUGAUGACUACCUUCUCCCGAUCCAAGUCCACCGGAGCUACUGGUUUCCCCUACGACGACUACGAAGAAGAACAUAGCCCUACCAGCAUAGACUACUACGACGUUUCCAGUCCUCUGAGCUCACACGGGUCGAGAUCCGGGUCGGGACAGUUUACGAUGCUUGACCUUCUUGCGGCGGUUCUGAGGAAGUCGCUGGUGAUGUCUUGCACCAUGGAGAGAGGUGGUGAUGACGUGGCAGCCUCUAUGGAUAUAGGUUGGCCGACGGAGGUUAAGCACGUGAGUCACGUGACUUUUGAUCGGUUUAAUGGUUUUCUUGGUCUACCCUCUGAGCUCGAACCGGAGGUAUCUCCUCGAGCUCCUAGCGCCAGCGUGAGCGUCUUUGGAGUAUCAGCGAAGUCGAUGCAAUGCUCUUACGACAACAGAGGAAAUAGCGUUCCAACGAUCCUUCUCAGGAUGCAGAAACGUCUUUAUACCGAAGGAGGUCUUAAAGCUGAAGGAAUAUUCCGAAUAAAUCCAGAUAAUGCCAAAGAAGAGCAUGUCCGAAAACAGCUAAACAGCGGUGUAGUACCACGUGGGAUCGAUGUUCAUUGCUUGGCUGGUCUCAUAAAGGCCUGGUUUAGAGAGCUACCAACAGGAGUGCUUGAUGUGCUGACACCAGAGCAAGUGAUGAAAUGUAACACAGAAGAAGACUGUAGUAGGCUCGUGACUCUUCUUCCUCCGGUUGAAUCUGCACUUCUCGACUGGGCCAUCGGUCUAAUGGCUGAUGUGGUUGAGCAUGAACAGUUCAACAAAAUGAAUGCUCGCAAUGUAGCUAUGGUUUUCGCUCCAAAUAUGACCCAAAUGGCAGAUCCUUUAACUGCAUUGAUCCACGCGGUACAAGUGAUGAACUUUCUCAAGACUUUGAUCCUAAUGAACCUCAAAGAGAGGGAAAACGCAGAUGCGAAAGCAAGGUGGAUCGAGAAAAAAACAUCAGAAGAAUGGGAAUCACACCACUCUGAGAUAUUAGCCACUGAGAAAACAAGCAAUAACCCUAAGUUCUUGAGAGUGUCUACUCUGUGUAGGCUGGAGGCUGACAAUGAAGAAGAGUUUUGGAACAUUGAGAAGAGACACGAUCACAAGGAUACAUGUGAAACCAUUGGGACUGUUCAGAAGCUGUCUAAGUUCAGCAAACCGACAAAGAAACCUCUUGUAAGUAAUAAACACGAAGGAAAAAGCGCAAGAGAUGCUUGGGGUUCACGUCUCUCUUCUUUGCCUUGGUAAAUUUUUACUUACCGUCCUUUCGUUUCCUUUCUUUUCUGCUUAUGAGUGUGUAAAAAAAUAUUGUGAAAUAUGGUUAUAGGUGUUAGUUGUUUGAAAUAGGUGUUAAGUUUAUCCAAUGAACGUCAAAGAUGGAAAUAAAUGUUUAAGAGAUCA
Raphanus sativus (radish) is the source of this 1658-nucleotide messenger RNA. Its product is annotated as rho GTPase-activating protein 3. The record is from RefSeq and is a predicted model, not a curated record. Gene Ontology annotation, molecular function: GTPase activator activity. Gene Ontology annotation, biological process: signal transduction. The transcript is spliced from 5 exons. Bases 249 to 1505 code for a protein of 418 amino acids. Lineage: Eukaryota; Viridiplantae; Streptophyta; Magnoliopsida; Brassicales; Brassicaceae.